AGCUUCCUUGAUAAAAACAUACACACAGAUUCUUAGGGAUACAAUAGCUGCCAGUACCUUUUCAAGAUGGAAUUUGGCAACGGCAACGGCACCGGCACCGACAACUGUAACUGCAACGGCAACGGCAUUCGAAAUGGUAACGGCAUCGGCAACGGCAAUGGCAAUGGUAACGAAAAAGUUAAAGGAGCAAAUGUGAUAAAGAUGAAACCAAUGGACAGUGAAUUGCUGAGAGAGCAAGGUCACAUAAUGGUUGAUUUUAUUGCUGACUAUUACAGAGACCUUCAAGACUCGCCUCAAGAUUUCCCUGUUCUUUCCCAAGUUCAGCCUGGUUAUCUCCGUGACAUGUUGCCUAAUUCAGCACCUGACCAACCUGAAUCGUUGAACGAACUUCUCGACGACGUUACAAAAAAGAUAAUGCCGGGAAUAACUCACUGGCAAAGCCCGAGUUACUUUGCUUACUAUGCAUCAAGCACGAGUGUGGCCGGAUUCUUGGGAGAGAUGCUCAACGCCGGCCUGAGCGUCGUUGGUUUCACCUGGCAAACUUCCCCGGCCGCUACUGAGCUCGAAAUCAUCGUUCUUGAUUGGCUUGCUAAAUUGCUACAACUCCCCGACCAUUUUCUCUCCACAGGACAUGGAGGAGGAGUGAUCCAAGGGACAGGAUGUGAAGCAGUACUUGUCGUAGUAUUAGCUGCUAGAGACAGAAUUUUAAAGCAAGUUGGCAAAACAGUACUUCCACAACUUGUUGUCUAUGCCUCUGAUCAAACCCAUUCUAGUUUCCGAAAGGCUUGUCUGAUUGGUGGGAUACAUGAAGAUAACAUUAGGCUGCUCAGAACUGAUUCGUCCACGAACUAUGGCUUGCUUCCAGAAUCACUUGAAGAAGCUAUUUCUCAUGAUCUCGCUAAGGGUUUUAUCCCUUUCUUCAUUUGUGCUACUGUUGGCACAACGUCGUCAGCGGCGGUUGAUCCUUUGGUCCCAUUGGGGAAAAUUGCAAAGAAAUAUGGGAUAUGGAUGCACGUGGAUGCAGCUUAUGCAGGGAAUGCGUGUAUAUGUCCAGAAUAUCGAAAAUUUAUUGACGGGGUUGAAAACGCAGACUCCUUUAACAUGAAUGCUCAUAAAUGGUUAUUUGCUAAUCAAACUUGUUCACCCCUUUGGGUUAAGGAUCGAUACGCUCUCAUUGCUGCUCUAAAAACAAAUCCUGAGUAUCUAGAAUAUAAGGUUUCUGAAAAAGAUGCCGUCGUGAAUUAUAAAGAUUGGCAAAUUUCUCUGUCUCGGAGAUUCAGAUCAUUGAAGUUAUGGAUGGUUUUACGGCUCUAUGGUUCCGAGAACUUGAGAAACUUUAUAAGAGAACAUGUCAAUCUCGCUAAGCAAUUUGAAGAUUAUGUAACUCAGGAUCCACAUUUCGAGGUUGUCACUACUCGGUACUUUUCACUCGUUUGCUUUCGCCUUGUGCCUGUUGACGGCGAUGAAGACAAGUGUAACCAACGCAACCGUGAACUGCUUGCUGCCAUUAACUCCACCGGCAAGAUCUUCAUCUCUCACACGGCUCUAUCGGGACAAUUCAUUUUACGAUUCGCUGUUGGUGCACCAUUAACAGAGGAGAAGCAUGGCAGAUUAUACAAAAACAUGCCACUAAAUUUACCCGCAACGGCAAUUGUUAAGAAUAUUUUAAAAGAAACUGUUGAGAACUGAGUUCUUGAUUAAAUCUGCAACAAAGAGAAAGAAGAAAUCAGUGAGUCGAAGAACAAAGAAGAAGAAGCAAAACUCAUGUUGUCGGAGAAGAGACGACCUGAAGAGAGGAGUCAAGGAAGGAGAAGAGCAAAGUCAACAUAGACUUGUGUGUUGUUGUAAUGGGCUGCAGAGAUGAAGAAAGGCCCAUUUAAGUUAAAGUAUAAUGGACUUGUGUUUUGUUGUGUUUAGUUGUUAAGAGUUUAAGUGUGUAAGAGUGGUUGUUGAGAGUUGUUGUAGUAGUGUGGCUUGUGUGUAAGAAAGCAAGCCUAUGAUGUGUAAGAGUUAGUAACUAGGAGUGUGGUCUAAUGUGUAAGAGUCAUGAUGGUCUUAAGUAUGGGAGCAUGUGGGAGGUGCAACUAGUAGAAGUAGUAUAAGUAUGAUGUGUGUGUUGUAAGAAAGUAUCUUUGAGAUCCAAUAAAGAAAAUUUAGUCUUUUAUGUUA
This is a messenger RNA of Camelina sativa (false flax), 2169 nucleotides long. Its product is annotated as tyrosine decarboxylase 2. NCBI's taxonomy places the organism in Eukaryota, Viridiplantae, Streptophyta, Magnoliopsida, Brassicales, Brassicaceae. Gene Ontology annotation, biological process: amino acid metabolic process; carboxylic acid metabolic process. Gene Ontology annotation, cellular component: cytoplasm. The record is from RefSeq and is a predicted model, not a curated record. Gene Ontology annotation, molecular function: carboxy-lyase activity; pyridoxal phosphate binding.